UUACAGCUCCAGUCAAAGGAUCAACAAAUGGAAAAACUCCUUCAACGUUUGGCAACAGUGCAUAAAUUUAAUGAACAAUUUGCCGAUGAAAAUCAACGUCUUCUCAACGAGGCCAAAACGCUGCAACAACACAUAUCCCAUUUACAACAACAAAUAGCCAAUUGUGACAAAUGUCAACGUCUGGAAAACGAUCUGAGGAAAAGUGAAGAGGAUAAUCGUUUAUUGUCUGCCGAUGUAAAUAUGAUGAAGACCCUAGUCUACCGUUUAAAUGUACAAAUUGAACGUUAUCAAGAUGCACUGCGCCAAACGAAAUUAGCUUCCGAGGAAACUGCAAAGACUGUAACCACCUCCGAUCCAACGAAAUCUUCUUCCAUUUCUCAGUGGCAAGAGGAGCCAAUACGCAAUCAUACAUUGGCGCCUCUUUUACAGUCGUAUGAUGAAAUGAUACGAGACAAAGAAGAUUUAAUCCAGCAAUAUACUCAAGAAUUUGAACACUUUACCGGCGAAUUGAAAACCGUUUUGGAGGAGAAUAAUCGGCUACAGCAACAGGUGGACUCGCUUAAAAGAGAUGGCGGCAAUUGGCGUGAAGAACGUGCACGACUUCAGGCCCAGCUAGAUAUUUGCCGGCAAAAGGCUGAAGCCCAAACGCGCAAAACCGAUUUGGCCAAAGAGAAACUUGUGGAAGUAAUGCAUUGUUAUGAGCAGAAAAUACAAACAUUGGUCCUGGACAUGGAACAUUUACAAAAUGCCUACACAAGAUGUAAAGCCGAAUUGGUGUCUCUAAAAAGUAUAGCUGCCCUUCCCCAAGAUACCAUUGCAAAUUCCCUCAAAGAAUGCAAAGAACUCUUGGAACAACUACGACAACAACACAGUAAAGAGAAAUAUUCGCUGGAGCGAACAAUUGGUGAGUUAACCGAACGACAUGCUGGCGUCGAUCAUCAAGUGCAAAAACUGAGAGAUGAAAAUUCAAAAUUAAAACAAGAACUGGAACAACACUCAGCUCAGACGGAAGAGUUGCGCAAACGCAAUGUUUCACUUCAACGCAGCACGGAGAAAGUGAAAAGAUCACGUGAUCGUCUGCGAGCACGUCUGCGUAUAGCGUUACAGUGGGCUCAAAAACUGGAAGAGGGUCAGGCAAAUUUGCAAAGUACAUGGGAUGCUCUCAAACGUUUGGAAACCAUUGUCAAACACAAAGAGUCUCAAGUUCGGGGGUUACACGCACGCCAUCUGCAAGAGAUCGAUAAAAUGGAAAAGAAAUUGGCACAAAAGGAGGAAACGAUACGCACUAUUUUAAGAGAUCGUCUUAAUGUAAAUUCAACGGAACAGCGAUAGCAAUAGUUCCUGUUUCAUGGAACAUAUUAUAUAUAAUUCUAGUCAAUUGUUAGUU
Musca domestica (house fly) is the source of this 1387-nucleotide messenger RNA. RefSeq names its product protein Cep89 homolog. Gene Ontology annotation, biological process: chemical synaptic transmission; cilium assembly; mitochondrion organization. The record is from RefSeq and is a predicted model, not a curated record. The transcript has a single exon. Gene Ontology annotation, cellular component: ciliary transition fiber; centriole. Lineage: Eukaryota; Metazoa; Arthropoda; Insecta; Diptera; Muscidae. The annotation marks the transcript as partial.